GUGACCUGUCAAGUGAAUCCUGUCAUAGUUUUUCGCGCUAAAACUGCUGAGUUCGCUGCCGAAUAAAUAAUUUUAUAGUUAAAACUACCGUUAAUUGAAAACAAUUCAAGCUGAAUUCCCGUUGUAUUUCAUCUUUUGUUAGACAAUUAUCGAAAAUGCCUUCCGAAGUGCGUUCUACCUUAAAAUUCACGCGCCUUACCGAGCACGCGUUUCCACCCAUGAAAGGUUCUGAAAAAGCUGCCGGUUUUGACUUGAAAAGUGCAUACGACUACGUAGUACCGGCCCGCGGAAAGGAGUUGGUGAAGACUGAUCUACAGAUUGAACUGCCUUCAGGCUGCUACGGUCGCGUAGCACCGCGCUCCGGCCUCGCUGUCAAAAACUUCAUAGAUGUAGGAGCCGGAGUAAUAGAUGAAGAUUACCGUGGCAAUGUCGGUGUAGUUCUCUUCAACCACUCCGACCAGGACUUUGUGGUGAAGAAGGGUGACCGGAUCGCUCAGCUCAUCUGUGAGAAGAUAGAAUACCCUGAGCUGCUCGAAGUAGCCAACUUGUCUGAGACCAAGAGAGCUGAAGGAGGGUUUGGUUCUACUGGUACCCAGUAAUUGCUUUUCCUUUUUAUUUAGGCUGUGUUUGGCUUGUUGUCAUGCCAGAUACAAAGUGAUCCACCUCCUUUCUUUAAUAAAUCUUAAUUUGUUAAAAAUUAAAAUAAUCUCUUCAAAUAUCCAUUAAAAUAAUACAGCUUGAGAAGCUCAUAUUAUUGAUUUAUGAGAAUUGAUAUAAAAUAACCUGUUUUUGAAAUUAUUUUAACACCAAAUUAUUGUAAUUUUAUUAUGUGUUUUAGUUUCCAUUCUGGCUCCAUUUUGGUGACUAUUCGGGCAUAUACAAACUGAACCUAAUUUUAGUAUGACAGGCUUAAACUAGUGCUGUCCUUCACUUACAAUAAGUGCAAGAAAGAGAUAAAGCUAGGUUUGGUCCUGUUUAAAUUGGUGGUUGCCUGAGCCUCAUUAAUUCCGCCAUGUAUGUUCUUGUCGCUCUAGCAAAUGAGGGUUUCCUGAGUGACAGAAAAGGAUAGAUGCAUAGGAAAGUGCGAUGCAGCCAUAUGUAGUUCAGCCCAUGUUUAAGCUUUUAAGUAAUAAGUGUCUCAAUUGUGAUAACUUUUGAUAAGUGUAAUGUUAUUAAGGUAAUAUAAGGUUCCUGUAAGAUUUUCACAUUUGGAAAUAAAUCUGUCAUUCCAUACAUAA
Messenger RNA from Pectinophora gossypiella (pink bollworm), 1238 nucleotides. It is a transcript of the gene dUTPase, whose product is annotated as deoxyuridine 5'-triphosphate nucleotidohydrolase. NCBI's taxonomy places the organism in Eukaryota, Metazoa, Arthropoda, Insecta, Lepidoptera, Gelechiidae. Bases 156 to 599 code for a protein of 147 amino acids. Gene Ontology annotation, biological process: dUMP biosynthetic process; dUTP catabolic process. Gene Ontology annotation, molecular function: magnesium ion binding; dUTP diphosphatase activity. The record is from RefSeq and is a predicted model, not a curated record. The transcript has 3 exons.